This is a messenger RNA of Castor canadensis (American beaver), 6180 nucleotides long. Lineage: Eukaryota; Metazoa; Chordata; Mammalia; Rodentia; Castoridae. The record is from RefSeq and is a predicted model, not a curated record.
CGUCCCCCUCUCCCCCCACCCCGUGAGCCAGUCAGGAGGGGUCCUAGGGAAGGUCAGAGGCUCCACCCACAGCCAGGGUCCUGCAACCAGGAAGCUCAGAACUCCAGGGGGGCCUACAGGGUGGGUGAAGGUAGAGUUCCGGCUGGGACCUACUAGGACAGCCAGGGUGGUGCCGGCCCAGUGUGUACUGCAGGCCUAGGCCUGAGUGUGGUGUCAUCCCCUCAGGAAAAGGAGCCUCCUGGAACACGGGUUGAACACUCCUGCCUCAUGUUUGCCUUAUCCACAAGAGGGCAGUGGGAGGCCCAGAGAGACAGGUGCUCACCCGAGUUCCAUGACAAUGAGAAGAUGAGCUGGGGUUAGGCAGGCCUGGGAAAGUGGGAGGGAAUGUCUCACGAGUGUGUUCAUGUGUGCCCAUGCAUACAUCUCUGUGCACGAGCAAAAGUGCAGGUGCCUGUGUGGUGUGUGUGUGUGUGUGUGUGUGUGUGUGUGUGUGCGCACACAGUUGCAUGUCUGUGCACGCCAGUCUUCAUGUAUGCAUGUCUUGCUUGUGGAUGUGGUUGUGUAUGUUUGUGCAUGUGUGCCUUUUGUGUACAAGACUUUUCUGUGUGUUUACAUGUGCACAUAUUCGCACAUGCAUACGUGCCUGCAUGUUCAUGAUUGUGCAUGCGUUCACAUGGACCUGUGAGUGUGUGCCCUGGAGUAUGUGUACGUGCGUGCACACAUCUGCAUCUGUCCACGUGUGUGUCUGCGUGUGCCUUGUGUGUACUCUUCGUCUCCUUCCCUGUUUAGUGCACAAGCUUUCUGAGUCUGGGCCUUGCCUGGGCCCUAGAGGGUUCGUCAGUGGGCCUCUCCCCUUUAGGUGGGGUCUAAGCCAGAGGGUUCUCCCAGUAGCACUUGGCAGAAGUGGAAGAGGACAAGGAGGACAAAUGCUGGUCCUGGGCUCAGAUCAAGUUUGAGGGCUGGAGCUGGUGGGAGGACAGUGGCUCAGGUCCCAGUGAGAGAGCAUCAGGCCUUCCUAACUAGCUGAGACCCCGCUGGCCCUCUCAGGUGUUCAGGCAGGUGAUGGCCACGCUGGACAGAAGCCACUCAGCACCUCAAUUCAAGUCUACCCCAUCGCAAAUUUCUAAACAUGGCAUGAUGGCUGCCUUCACCUGUCCCUGGGCAUCUGUCUGGCCCACCUGGCCUGACAGGGAAACUGAGGCCCAAGGCGGACACACUAGUAUAGCUUGCCUUGGCACAAGGGAGUUCUGGUUAAGUAUGGGAAUCUUGGUCCUUGCUGCCCCAUGAGUGAGUACGCACCCGGGGGCAGCCCAAGUGAGGGGCAGAAGGCAGGUCUAAACUGCACAGAUGUAGACUGGCCCCAAGGCCAGACCUUUGGCUCCUUAUCUAUAAAAUAGGAGGACGGCAGCCGUCCCCUCCUCACACCUGGGAUGAUCAAGUGCAUGGUGCACCAUGUAGGAUGGGGUCCUUGGAUGCAAGAACAGACAGAGCCCAUGUGCCGUGCCACCCUUCCCCACCACCACACAUCAUCUGUAUUCAUGUAUCCAUCUGCCCCAUCGGCAGCCACCCUAGGACCCCUUGGCCCUUCCUUUCCCAGAGCGGCUGGCUCCAUAGGUACCAUGUGGGAUUAAUGCUUUGCUCUCACCAUCUUGAAAUUCUUAACUUUUUGACAAGGGGUCUGUCUUUUCAUUUUGCGCCGAUUGUGUAGUCAGCCCUCCCCAAGGCUCUAUAGGAAGCUUGUUUGUGCUGCCCAGGGUGGGAGUCAGAAGGACCCUACCUCUCUCUGGAGGGCUGGGACAGUUCUUUCAGGGAGGGUGUCUCUCCCUUGCCUAUCCCCAUUGGCAUUUGGUGCUGUGUGCUCCCCCCUACUAGGCUGGCCAUGCCUUAGGGUCACUCUGUGGCCUUUCUGAAUGGUGUUGGAUUGGAGGUCACAGACAGUAAUUUGAGUGCCAUCUGUAUACCAGGCAGGGAUGUGGAUGUGAAAGGAAGGUGUGUAUGGGGUGAGCACUCCAAGCUGCCAGAGUGGGGGUGACAGAGGAAGUUCCUGGUUGAGGUAUUCCUUGUGGCCAUAGUCUGGGUCCUCACACUGUGCGUCCACACUGGCCUGGGAGAAGAGGAAGGGGUAACACAGCUCUCUCGGCCUCUGGGAGGGUGCUGCCGUGGGAAGCAGUCUUUAAAUAGCCUCUUGCUUUCCACUAAAAAUAGUUCUGCUGCCAUGGAGGUGGUUGCUGGGGCGGCUGGGCUGGCUCCUGGCCAAGGCAGGCGUGGGUGCCCAGUGUGGACUACAUGCACUGGGGUGGCAGGUAGCCACAGGCCCCCCACACCCUGCUGGUGGCCACGAUGUCUCCAUCCCCACAGUCAGGGCAGCAGUGGGGGAUCCCCACCUGCCAGAUUCCACAGAGGGUCUAAGUGUGGGGAGGGAGCAAAUGCCAUGCAUGCCACAGCAGGAGAGAUGGGAAACCUGCAGCUAGAGGGGCUUCUUGGAGCUGAGUGGGUGGACCCAGACCCACUAUGAGGUUAGAGAUGGAUGUGGGGGCAAGGACUGGCCGGUCUCCGUGGAAGGGAGUCUGUCAGGCCUUGUGAGGCCUUGUGAGGGCUGGGGCAGGUGUUCUUUGGGGAGGUGUGCAAGACCCUUCCUGGGAGACUGUGGAGGGGGGCCAGGAGUCCUGGAAGGCUUCCCGGAAGAGAGGGUAUCCUUGGAGCCAGGUGCUGUAGGAUGGCAAGAGAUGGGAAGGGGUGGGGGCCUUGUGUUUUUUCAGCAUUUCCAAGCUUUCUGUGCUGCCAUCUGGAAAGCAAGGUGACAAACAAGCCAAAAAGAAGGGGCUGCCUGGACUGGGGCCGUGUCCCUAGGGAAGAGUGGCAUGAUGACUCCCAUUCAUUUACUGACCCACAUUUGGGGCUUUCUAUACCUGAGUCUUCCUGAUGAGGUGCCCGUGGUUGACAAGAGCUGUGUCCCCAGCUGUUCCUGUCUACAAUGGCAUCAUCUUCCUUUUUGUCCUGGCCAACUUCAGCAUGGCCACCUUCAUGGACCCUGGCGUCUUCCCCCGAGCGGACGAGGACGAGGACAAGGAGGACGACUUCCGGGCGCCACUGUACAAGAAUGUGGACGUGCGGGGCAUCCAGGUCCGCAUGAAAUGGUGUGCCACCUGCCACUUCUACCGCCCCCCACGCUGUUCGCACUGCAGUGUCUGCGACAACUGCGUAGAGGACUUUGACCACCACUGCCCCUGGGUCAACAACUGCAUUGGGCGACGUAACUACCGCUACUUCUUCCUGUUCCUGCUGUCACUCAGCGCGCACAUGGUGGGCGUCGUGGCCUUCGGCCUGGUCUAUGUGCUGAACCACGCUGAGGGGCUAGGAGCUGCUCACACCACCAUCACCAUGGCUGUCAUGUGUGUGGCUGGCCUCUUCUUCAUUCCUGUCAUCGGUCUCACUGGCUUCCACGUGGUGCUGGUCACUCGAGGGCGUACCACCAACGAGCAGGUGACUGGGAAGUUCCGCGGGGGCGUGAACCCCUUCACCAGAGGCUGCUAUGGGAACGUGGAGCACGUGCUUUGCAGCCCCCUGGCGCCCCGGUACGUAGUGGAACCACCCCGGCUGCCGCUCUCCGUGAGCCUGAAGCCGCCCUUCCUUCGGCCUGAGCUCCUGGAGCGAGCUGCACCUCUCAAGGUCAAGCUUAGUGACAAUGGGCUGAAGGCAGGCCUGGGCCGCAGCAAGUCCAAAGGCAGCCUGGAUCACCUGGAUGAGAAGCCACUGGACCUUGGACCACCACUGCCUCCCAAAAUUGAGGCCAGCACCUUUGGAGGAGAUCUGAAGACCCCAAGACCUGGAAGUGCUGAGAGCGCCCUAUCAGUACAGAGGACCAGCCCCCCGACACCUGCCAUGUACAAGUUCCGGCCAGCCUUCCCCACUGGUCCCAAGACACCCUUCUGUGGACCUAGCGAACAGAUCCCAGGCCCUGAUUCGCUGACCCUGGCAGAUGACAGCACACACAGCCUGGACUUUGUGUCUGAGCCCAGUCUGGACCUCCCAGACCACGGGCCUGGCGGCUUACACUCAGCCUACUCACCACCCCCGUCACUCAGUGCUACCGAUGCCUUCUCGGGCGCUUUGCGCUCCCUGAGUCUCAAGGCUGCCAGCCGGCGGGGUGGGGACCAUGUGGCCCUACAGCCGCUACGCUCCGAGGGGGGGCCCCCCACACCCCACCGUGGCCUCUUUGCCCCCCACGCGCUGCCCAAUAGAAACGGCAGCCUGUCCUAUGACAGCCUGCUUAACCCUGGCUCGCCCAGUGGCCGUGCCUGCCCGGCACACCCCUCAGUCAGUGUGGCUGGCUACCACUCACCCUACCUGCACCCUGGAGGGGCAGGUGACCCACCACGGCCCCCACCCCGUAGCUUCAGUCCUGUGCUGGGCCCCCGGCCUCGGGAGCCCUCCCCCGUACGCUACGACAACCUGUCGAGGACCAUCAUGGCCUCCAUCCAGGAGCGAAAGGACAGGGAGGAGCGUGAACGGCUGCUGCGCUCCCAGGCUGACUCGCUCUUUGGUGACUCUGGAGUCUAUGACACACCCAGCUCCUAUAGCCUGCAGCAGGCCAGCGUGCUGUCUGAGGGUCCCCGUGGCUCAGUGCUGCGCUAUGGUUCCAGAGAUGACCUGGUGGCUGGGCCUGGCUUCGGUGGUGCCCGCAACCCUGCCCUGCAGACGUCACUGUCCUCACUGUCAAGCUCCGUGAGCCGAGCACCACAGACAUCUUCGUCCUCCCUUCAGGCUGACCAGGCCAACAACAAUGGCCCAGGGCCCCGGCCCAGCAGUGGCUCACACAGGUCACCUGCACGCCAGGGCCUGCCCUCCCCACCUGGCACCCCCUGCUCUCCCCCUUACUCGGGCCCCAAAGCUGUCGCCUUCAUCCAGACGGACCUCCCGGAACGGCCGCCUUCCCUGGCUGUGCAGAGAGGGCGAAUUGGCACCUGUAGCCAUGGAUGGGGGCGGCGUGGCCAACCCAGGGGGACCCCCGGCCUGCACCUAUGCCAUCUUGGCCGUCCUGAGGACCGCCCGUCACUGCGGGCCUCCUGGAGCCCAGCAGCUGGGGCAGCCCCCCGAGGGACCAUGUGCCGUCUGCACUCAGCUGCGUCCAGCCUUUUCCCCAGCCUCUCGGGGCCUUAGCAGGAUGCCAAGUAGACGACUCCAGGAUCCUGGACAGCCUAACUGGGGCCCAGGAAACCAGGCUGCUGUGGAUCCUGAGGUGGGGCUGGAUAGGAGCUGCGGAGUCCCUUCUCUACCAGCCAUGUCUUGAUUCCAGCCUGCCAGGGCCUGUGACCCUGUGUCCAUGUGACCUCAGGAAGUCCCCCACCUGCUGCAGGGGUUCAGUGCCCCACUGGGGGUGGCCCUAGAGCUGCUCGGACCAGCACGAUCUUCAGCCCAGUCUCCCUUCCCCUCCAAGCACUUUAGACUAAGCUACUUCCUCCAGGGGAGCCCAGGCCUCUGUGGGCUGGGCUGGGGUAGGGGCCUCAGGUCGCCCCUGCAGGUCACUGCACUCCCUCUACCCCGCCCCCAGCACAUGCCUUAACUUCCUGGAGCCGCCAGCCAGCAGGGCGAGCCAUGGACCCGCCCAUCCAGCUCCAUUCCUUGCCUGCCCACCAGUUCCCUGGUUCCCAUGGAGAGACAUCUCUGCUCUGACCCCACCUGGACUGUCUGCAUCCAGGAUGACACAUCUGGGAACAAACAGGGCUGAGCCUGCUAGGUCUGGAUGCCCCAGGAUGGAGCAGGGUGGAGUCCUGCCAGCUUUCCCUCCUGCGCAGGGUCCCAGCUUUAUUUCUCCCAUUUUGGGAAAAGAAAGCCACAAAGUUAUUCUCUAUUGUUCUAAAGGGUAUCCUCCCUCCCUCAAUUUAAUUUCCUCAAUAAAAUUUUUGGUGUUUACCUCUAUGGCUCUGUCCACCAGUGGGGUCCCCUCGUUUGAGCCUUGGGCAGUGCCAGGAGGUUGGAUUGGACAGGAAUCCUGGGUAGAGGGGACAGAGGCCCAGGUGAGUGGCAAGAGGGGGAGGCGGUAUGUGAGGGCCAUGAGGUCAGUGAGUGAGCCAGCAAAUUCAGGCCUUUGAGCCUGACCCCCAAGGUCCCUGGGAGAGUCUAGCCCCAGGGUGACAGCCUAGGACAUUGAUCCUAGGCAGAUGGGGUUGCAGGUUAUGG